Molecule: messenger RNA, 2301 nt
Organism: Cavia porcellus (domestic guinea pig)
Lineage: Eukaryota; Metazoa; Chordata; Mammalia; Rodentia; Caviidae
Gene: Kyat3
Product: kynurenine aminotransferase 3
Exons: 14
Coding region: 131-1486 (451 amino acids)
Biological process (GO): biosynthetic process
Cellular component (GO): mitochondrion; cytoplasm
Molecular function (GO): pyridoxal phosphate binding; L-kynurenine:2-oxoglutarate transaminase activity
Source: RefSeq, a predicted model, not a curated record
GCUCCUACUUAACCUUCCAGCCAAUCAUCAUCUAGAAUUCAGAGUCACUCUCGACCGGGCUACGCGCCCUGGAUCAACUCACUCCCGCAGACCCCAAAUCCGGGAGAAACUGGUACCCUUAGUCGCCAGCAUGUUUUUGGCCCCGAGGAGACUCUGCUCCCUUGGUAGUGGAGCAAAAUUUCUAAAGACAAUUCGUUCUUCAAAAUUCCUGGGAUGCUCUACUUAUGGUAAAAUGUCUUCUAAAUUGAAAAAUGCAAAACGCAUCGAAGGACUUGACAGCAGUGUAUGGACUGAAUUUACCAAGUUGGCUGCAGAUCCUUCUGUGGUGAAUCUUGGCCAAGGUCUUCCAGAUAUAUCGCCUCCAACAUACGUAAAAGAAGAAUUAUCAAAGAUUGCGUUAGUAGAUAACCUGAAUCAGUACACGCGGGGCUUCGGUCAUCCAUCACUUGUGAAAGCCCUGUCCUGCUUGUAUGAAAAAUUUUAUCCAAAGAAAAUCGACCCAAAUAAGGAAAUCGUUGUGACAGUAGGAGCAUAUGGAUCUCUUUAUAAUGUCAUUCAAGGACUGGUUGAUGAAGGAGAUGAAGUCAUAAUAAUGGUGCCUUACUACGACUGCUAUGAGCCCAUGGUGCGAAUGGCUGGAGCAACACCUGUUUUUAUCCCCCUGAGACCCAAAUAUGUUGCUGGAAAAAAAUGGUCCAGUUCUGACUGGAUAUUAGAUCCGCAAGAACUCGAAAGCAAAUUUAAUUCUAAAACCAAAGCCAUCAUACUGAAUACUCCACACAACCCCCUUGGCAAGGUGUAUACGAAAGAAGAACUCCAACUCAUUGCUGACCUUUGCAUCAAAUAUGACGUACUCUGUAUCAGCGACGAGGUUUAUGAGUGGCUUGUGUACACCGGAAAUAAGCAUUUUAAAAUAGCCACUUUUCCAGGUAUGUGGGAGCGAACAGUAACCAUAGGAAGCGCGGGGAAGACAUUCAGUGUGACUGGCUGGAAGCUUGGCUGGACCAUUGGUCCUAACCAUUUGAUAAGACCUAUACAGAUCGUGCAGCAGAACACAGUUUAUACUUGUGCAACUCCUUUACAGGAAGCCUUGGCUCAAGCUCUCUGGGUUGACAUCAAGCGAAUGAAUGACCCAGAGUGUUACUUUAAUUCUCUGCCAAAAGAACUGGAAGUAAAGAGAGAUCGGAUAGUUCGUUUACUUGAAAGUGUUGGCCUGAAACCCAUAGCUCCUGAUGGAGGGUACUUCGUCAUUGCUGAUGUCUCUUCACUAGAUGUUGACCUCUCUGACAUGAAGACCAAUGAGCCCUAUGACUAUAAAUUUGUGAAAUGGAUGACUAAAAAUAAGAAACUAUCAGCCAUCCCAGUGUCAGCAUUCUGUGACUCAGAGACUAAAUCACAGUUCGAGAAGCUUGUGCGCUUUUGCUUCAUUAAAAAAGACAGUACAUUGGAUGCUGCUGAAGAAAUCAUCAAGGCCUGGAUCAGAUAGAGAUCUUGAGACGUGCAGAAUAUGGACUGGCCACUAGAUGGCCUAAAUGGCUUGUAACUCAGUGCUGCCACCUGCUGGAUAUUGAACAACAAUUAAUUCAAUACAAGCAAAUUUAAGUAACUAUCCGAGUAAUUUUUCUGGUUAACCUCACUGCUGAUAAUCUUUAUGGAAUUUGACUUUUUUUUUAGGUGAAAUGUAUUAAAUGUCUCACCUUCCCCUGAGACAUUGAUGUUUUUGAAUGAUGAAUGUACUUAAAACCGCAGGUUCUAUGCCCAGCACCACAGUGGAAAAAUGAAACAUUUCUCAUUUUAUAAAACCAUAGCAAUAAUAGAUAAGAACUGGGAGAAGCUUAACCUCUGUGAUUCAGUUUCCAAGUUAUAAAUGGAGAUUUCACAUAGCACUGCUUCAUAUGAAGGUGGUCUGGGAGGAUGAACAGCCUAAUCUUUGUAAAGCCUGGUAAAUAAUAAACACUCACAGGAGGUCAGCCAGUUUCACUUUUGCUCCACUGUGUACAAACUGCUAACCAGUUACAACCCUCUGUCCCACAUGUUCUCUUUACCUUUGUAAUAGUAGAUCCCUGCCCUUCAUAAUCAGUGGCCUUGAACUUGUCUCUGGAUUUUGCCUCUCUGUUCCAAGUACUGCCAUUAUUUGGGUGGCUGCAAAGUGCACAGGAGCAACCAUAGACCUUGACCUCAGCGUUUGGUGAUGUUCACCUUCAGUGUGCUGCAGCCACCCACUCCCUGGGCACACCCUGAGGCUUUCAUCAUUCAGGGCUGUGUCACUUUGAGGUAAUAAAGUCAUCAUCUCAUGCUAUA